AAGAAGAAUCACUUAUCAUCCACGCCCCCACUCCAAGAGCAGAAAUUCAGGGGCUCAUGAUCCAACGCCUCCCAAUAAAUUCAACUCCGCUAACUGCCAUAGUUGCCUAAGAAACCAGCAGAGAAAACCAAGGUUAGUUUUACAGACCAACCAAACCGAGUAAUCUCCUUCUUCUUCGUCUAAAGAUCUGAAAAUAUUUCUCUCAAGAACACAGACAGACGACUGUUUCUUCUCUCAGCUCCAAAACAAACAGUUCUGUAAUCAACUGCUUGGAUUGAAUAUAGAGUCAAUGGUUGAAAUUUUCUCUCUUUCCAGUGGAUGGGUGAAGAGGGAAUGCCAAGUAAUGUGAAAAACACAGCUAAAACAAGCCCAAAGCUCACACUAUUGCCUCUUGUUGCUCUGAUAUUCUAUGAGGUAUCUGGGGGUCCAUUUGGUAUAGAAGAUUCAGUGAAGGCAGGAGGUGGCCCUUUGUUGUCUUUGCUUGGUUUCUUGAUAUUCCCUUUAAUUUGGAGUGUUCCUGAAGCUCUAAUCACAGCAGAAUUGGCCACUAGCUUCCCUGAAAAUGGCGGAUAUGUUAUUUGGAUAUCUUCAGCUUUUGGUCCCUUCUGGGGUUUCCAAGAAGGAUUUUGGAAAUGGUUUAGUGGAGUUAUGGAUAAUGCCCUUUACCCUGUGUUGUUUCUUGAUUACUUGAAGCAUUCACUUCCCAUUUUUAAUCAAUUGAUUUUUCGAAUUCCCGCUCUUUUAGCCAUCACAGUUGGUUUAACAUAUUUGAAUUAUAGAGGCCUACACAUUGUUGGAUUCUCAGCUGUUUCUCUUGCUAUUUUCUCAUUGUGUCCAUUUGCCGUAAUGGGUAUUCUUUCAAUUCCUCAAGUUAGCCCCAAACAAUGGCUAGCUGUGGAUUUUAGGAAGGUGGAUUGGAGGGGAUACUUCAAUAGCAUGUUUUGGAAUCUGAAUUAUUGGGACAAAGCUAGCACUCUUGCUGGGGAGAUUGAAAAUCCCAGUAAGACAUUCCCAAAGGCACUGUUUGGGGCUGUGGCUUUGGUUGUUUCUUCAUAUUUGAUUCCACUUCUUGCAGGCACUGGGGCUUUGAAGGCCUCAUCAAGUGAGUGGACUGAUGGAUUUUUUGCAGAAGUUGGAAUGUUGAUAGGUGGUGUUUGGCUUAAAUGGUGGAUCCAAGCAGCUUCUGCCAUGUCUAACUUGGGAUUGUUUGAAGCUGAAAUGAGUGGAGAUGCCUUCCAGCUUCUUGGCAUGAGUGAAAUGGGGCUGCUUCCAGCUAUUUUUGCUUCAAGGUCAAAAUAUGGGACACCCACCAUUAGCAUACUGUGCUCAGCUACUGGAGUAAUCUUCCUAUCAUGGAUGAGUUUCCAAGAAAUCCUGGAAUUUCUCAACUUCUUAUAUGCCAUAGGAAUGCUUCUUGAAUUUGCAGCUUUCAUAAAACUAAGAAUUAAAAAACCAGAACUCCACAGGCCAUACAAAGUCCCACUGGAAACAUUUGGUGCAACAUUGCUAUGCUUGCCUCCUGCAGCUUUGCUUCUUCUUGUUAUGUGCUUAGCUUCUCUGAGAACAUUCUUGGUUAGUGGUGCAGUUAUUGUUUUGGGGUUCAUCUUGUAUCUUACUUUAGGCCAUGCCAAGGAUAGGAAGUGGGUCCAGUUUGAUACAGAACACUCUGCUGUUUUUUCCGCCGCCGGCGUGCGAAGCAACUCCGAUGUCCGUCUACUGCAUCAAGAAGUUGUUGAUGAGGCUUCAAUCAUGCUUCUUUCAGAUGCAUCCACUGCAAAAACUGGGCAAGAGAGCUAUGAAAUUCUGGUGGAAGGAAAAUUGGAAUAGAUGUAUAGUGAUCUUUGUAAAUUCAAUUCUCAUAAAAUUUAUGGGUAAACUAUACCAGUAGUUUAGUGAAACAUACAUAUUAGUCCUUUUAUUUCUUAAAUCUAGCUAUUUAGUUCUUGUAAUUUAAAAAACAGAAAAAAAUUAUUAUUUAAUUUCUAUAUUAUGAAAAA
Manihot esculenta (cassava) is the source of this 1997-nucleotide messenger RNA. Its product is annotated as probable polyamine transporter At3g19553. Lineage: Eukaryota; Viridiplantae; Streptophyta; Magnoliopsida; Malpighiales; Euphorbiaceae. The transcript has 3 exons. Gene Ontology annotation, biological process: transmembrane transport. Gene Ontology annotation, cellular component: membrane. The record is from RefSeq and is a predicted model, not a curated record. The coding region runs from base 319 to 1827 and encodes 502 amino acids. Gene Ontology annotation, molecular function: transmembrane transporter activity.